This is a messenger RNA of Aspergillus steynii IBT 23096, 1337 nucleotides long. RefSeq lists its product as uncharacterized. The record is from RefSeq and is a predicted model, not a curated record. Gene Ontology annotation, biological process: proteolysis. NCBI's taxonomy places the organism in Eukaryota, Fungi, Ascomycota, Eurotiomycetes, Eurotiales, Aspergillaceae. The transcript is spliced from 2 exons. Gene Ontology annotation, molecular function: cysteine-type endopeptidase activity. The coding region runs from base 172 to 1248 and encodes 358 amino acids.
GUAUCAAAGCCAAGCGGGUCUUCGUGACCGCAUCUAUCUCUUCCAACACCGCUGUCAUCCAUACGUCCUCAAAGCCAGUUUUCCCCAUCAUACUCGGAAAUUCUUCAUCGCCAGUAACUGAGCUACCGCAUAGCUUCUUUCACCAUUGCUCUUGAGGUAUCAGCCGCAAAAAUGACUUCCGACGCACUCGACACAGACUUGAUUCAAACCAUGAUAAGAAGGGCUAUAGAACAACACUGCCGCACGUACGCUCUUUACUUGCCAAUAUCGUUUAGCUGGGAGGCGGACGCGACAAAUGCAGAAAGAGAUGUUAAAAGCUUUCAAGACAUCUUGAAAGCCUUGGGCUUGCCAAAGGCUGAGGAGCUUCGCCUACGAUCCAAACAUUCGUCACCUGGCCAAAUCGUGGCCAAAAAAGUCCACGAGCUUGUCACAAGAGGUUUCGAGACGGCCGGUCGGACCCUUAUUUUGAUCCACUAUGCGGGACAUGGAAUGCAGGGCAUACAAGGGCACCUGAACUUUGCUAGCUCGCAUGGCAGAGCUUUUAGAGUUGAUACUGCGCUCUUAGGACCUGUAAUGAACUUGACUUCAUCAGAGCCGGUUGAUGUGGUGUUUAUUUUUGACAGUUGCUACAGCCACUUGGCAACUCGAGACGCGACCAUGGGUGGCCGUAUUGUGGAAGUGCUUGCUGCAACAAAUCAGCAAAAUCCCACUACAUAUGGACCUGGCCAGUACUCUUCUUUCACUGGAAAGCUUGCAAACGAGAUUUUAGCAAGAAAGCGGCGAGGCGACGAGAGUAUUGAAUUCGCAGAGCUAAUCGAGCACCUACGCCUAACCUCCCCACUUGGAAAACCUAUCCACUCGACUGUGAUUGGUUGCAACUCGGUCAGGCUUUGGUUUCCAGGAAAAGAAGGGUUUGAUAGCACCCGGACAGAAACACCCCCAUCCUUAUAUGCUGUGUUCUCACUUCGAAUCUCGCGAAGUCUCCGCCAAGAAGAGAUUGAUGACUUUGUUGUUUGGCUACGGAAGAUACCAAGGCGUUUUGGUCUGUCCCUUGAUGCGGUCUAUGAGACAGAAUCCCAGACUCUUAUUUUCCGAGGGGCAUACUCCUUUUUCAGCAAGCUGGUGGGUACUUCCUGUGUCAAAUUGAUAGCUGAAACGACGCACCCAUAUCCUUUGCAACGGAUCGGAUUAUCUCGGCUUAAGGAAAAUGUUCCACCCGCCGAAGUAGGAGGAAAAUCUGUGGUUUGACCUGCAUACCAGCAUUUGAAUUGCACGAUCUUGACUGCGCUGUUUGCUAUGACCUGGUUUGCCAUGCUGUGUUUUACAUUUGGCCCUUG